AUUCACCAAGACUUCAUGAAGGAAUUCAUCUCUCUUGAAUGUUCAAGAAUAGUGACGGACGUUAUAAGAGAAGUACAAGAGGAACUUCUUAAAAUAGCGAGAGAAAAAGCGGCUAAAGAGAUCUGCCUUGCACUGAUCGAAAAAGGAGUAUUGCAUGAAUUGCGGGAACUUGCAGGGGACGCUUUGGAAGAAGAAAAGGCAGAAAGAGAUGCUAAGCUUCAACAACUAGCUUCCCUUGUCGUCAGGAAGAGAACAUCGCGAUAUUUUAAGAGGUGGUUGAAAUCGUACCGGACCUGUGUGCACCUCAAGGACCUUCUGAGCGCUUUUCCACCAGGGGCUCCCAUGCUGAGUACAGAGGAACAGCUUCAGAACCUUGUGGGAAGCAGAACACAUAGCGUCACUAUGGCCUCUAUACGAACUGAUGUCCAAGGACGGGAAAUUCACGAUGCACUCAAGAAAAGAGAGUUGGACGUCGAGCAUAACAGAAAACAAGUAUGUAGACCGCUGGACGUACCUUCACUGCUCGCAGACUCGAUGAGAUCUCAGCCAGUUACUGGCAAUUUAGAUCCUAGCUCCCCAGUGUACUGGAAACUGGUUAUUUCGUUGCCAGAAGACUGCAAAGAAAAUGGAUUUACCGGCAGUGACAACAGUGGGCGAGAUAUCAGUUUUGUCAUCAAGGAAAAAUUCAAAAGAGGAGUGUGUCCGCCUCAAGAUCAUAUUCCACAGGGACUCAAGAAAAAGGUUGAAUUGUUGUCGCUCUACAGAGCAGAGAUCCGAAACUUUCCUACACGGAAUAAAGUAAUGAAAGUCUGCACUAAGGCAUGUUACGGCGUACUGACAAACACAGAAGUAAGAGAAGUCCUGGACAGGCGGCAGUUCCACGGUGCUUGUGCUGUCAUUUUUGUUGUCGACUGGAAAGAACUUCAGCUCAAUCGACAGGUAUAUUAGUACCCUUCUCAGACCUUAUUUGAGCGUCACGUAAUGCACAGAGUAAACGUUGUGCGUCACGUAAUGCACAGAAUAAACAUUGUGCGUCACGUAAUGCACAGAGUAAACGUUGCGCGUCACGUAAUGUACAGAGCAAACGUUGUGCGUCACGUAAUGCACAGAGCUAACGUUGCGUGGCCUUUAAAAUAACGACACUGAGAAAAUGAGUUUCUUUGGUUGCGUUACUCAGAUCAUGGUGUAUCAAAGGAACCGAUAAAUCCUGGGUCUCCUUAUGUGCCUCACACUCGCUAUUC
Molecule: messenger RNA, 1241 nt
Organism: Orbicella faveolata
Lineage: Eukaryota; Metazoa; Cnidaria; Anthozoa; Scleractinia; Merulinidae
Product: germinal-center associated nuclear protein-like
Biological process (GO): mRNA export from nucleus
Cellular component (GO): cytoplasm; transcription export complex 2; nucleus
Molecular function (GO): nucleic acid binding
Source: RefSeq, a predicted model, not a curated record